Messenger RNA from Prunus armeniaca (apricot), 978 nucleotides. The record is from the annotation of a GenBank genome assembly. NCBI's taxonomy places the organism in Eukaryota, Viridiplantae, Streptophyta, Magnoliopsida, Rosales, Rosaceae.
AUGGCUGUAUGUGAUUUUAAUAUGUGCUUUACUUUUGUGUGGGCUGGAUGGGAAGGUGCUGCUCACGAUGCACGGAUAUUCAUGGAAGCCUUAGGAAGACCAAUUUUAAAAUUUCCUCAUCCACCCACAGGUGUAUAUUAUCUAGUGGAUGCAGGCUAUCCACAAAUCAAAGGAUAUUUAGGGCCAUAUAAGGGUGAGCGAUAUCAUCUUCCUGAUUUUCGACGUGGAAGUCAACCAAGAGGGAAGAAAGAAAUACUUAACCACAUGCAUUCUUCCUUAAGAUGCACAAUCGAAAGAACUUUUGGUGUUUGGAAAAAUCGUUGGAGAAUGAUACGACAGAUGCAUAACUUUCCUAUGGAAAAACAAAUACAAAUCGUUGUUGCUUCAAUGGCUCUCCAAAACUUUAUAAGAUGUCAUUCAAUGACAGAUCAAGAAUUCCAACCGUAUGAUGAUGAUGAUGAGCUACUUCCCUCUGGCGGGGCGGGAGUUACGAUAGGGGAAGAGAUGGUUAAAGAACAAAAUCUAACCCAGGUGCGUGAGAUGGCUGACGGAUGCGAGAGAAUUGCAAAUCUUCUUAUGUCUACUAACAGACCUACAGGUUCUACAAGACCCAGUGGUCCGCAACGAUGGGAUGAAGUCAAGGAGCGUAACAAGGCCAAAGCAGCAGCUGAACGAUACGCACAAGGCAAGGUCGCACUCUACAUAGGAUCUCCAAACCCUUAUGUCCCACAAGCUUCCCCUAUGUCAUCCGUCUCCUCCUCCACUGUUCCUCCAGGUAUUGCCGCCCUCCCUACAAGUGAUUCAGGCACUUCUUCUAAUACCUCAAGUAGUGCUUUUGCUGGCUUAGGUAUUGGUUCUGGUUGGAUUAUUGAUUUAGGUGCUUCAAAUCACAAGACAUUUGACCCAACAAAUUUGAAGACUCGUACUACUCCUAGCCAACUUAAAGGGGAGUGUUGGCGUGAGUCCUAUUUUAGGUAG